AUGCCCGUACUCCUCACGGGGAUGGUGAAGAAGUAUUUUGGUCAUGCUGUAGAGGAAUUUAAUUAUUUAUUUAUUUUACAAAAUAAAAUAAAUCCAUAUAUUGAAUUUCUUCGAUCUAUUCAAUCUAUUCCACAAUGGUGUACUUUUUACAAUGAUAAAUAUCCUCGACAAUUAAUUCAUAAAAUGAAUAAACAUUUAAAUAAAUAUAAUCAAUCACGAAACAAAUUUUCACAAUAUAACGAUGAAGAAUUUAAAUGGGCUUAUUAUACAAUAAAUACACGAUGUGUUCAUUUUGAUAUGGAAAUUGAUUCAAAAGAUCAAGAUAAUAAUCUUUGUCUUAUUUCAUAUUUAGAUUUUGUUAAUCAUUCAAUCGAAUCAAGUACAAUUUCAAAAUUUAAUCAUUUAACUCAUUCAUAUGAAAUUCGUACAAUAAAAUCAAUAGACUUGAAUGAACAAAUAACAUUUCUUUAUAAUUCUCAUUCCAAUGUUGAUUUAUUUAUUGAAUAUGGUUUUAUUUUAUCAUCAAAUCCUUAUAAUCAAUUAAAUAUUGAAUAUGAACUUGAACAAAUACUUUCAAAUCAACAAAUUCAAUUAAUAAAAUCGUUUAACUAUUGA
Messenger RNA from Didymodactylos carnosus, 615 nucleotides. NCBI's taxonomy places the organism in Eukaryota, Metazoa, Rotifera, Eurotatoria, Philodinida, Philodinidae. The record is from the annotation of a GenBank genome assembly.